UCUAUUUAGGAACUAGAAGAACGGUUCACGUCUUGGGCUGUGCUGCCAAGUAAGACAGGGUCCAUGGGUCCAUCAAGGUCUCCAUCUUCCCCAUGGCCUAGAUUCUCAGUUGCUGUGGAAAGUUGAGAUUCGAUGCGACGUUCCCGGUUUCGGUUUCAUCAUCCGGAGAACAUUCCGAUCCGCCGCUAUGAUCUUCUCCACCCGGCCCGUCGAAGUACCCCACCCCGAGCAGCAGGGUGUGCGAACUUGUUGUCAGGCUUGUCUGCUGCUUGUGCAGCGAACGUGACGGCCAAGCAUUGGGGCACUUUGUUGUCAUUCUGCUUCCUGUCUAGGCGGGCCGUCGGUUUGGUGCUUCAUUGGGCAUCUGAGCAACGGGCAAGGAAAACGUCACUCUUGCCGCGCCGUACAGUCUGCUGCGUGGAUGGCCUCAAGGGGUUUCACAGAAGAGAGGGACUGACUGACGAUUUAGAGAAAAAAAAAAAAGAACCGACUGACACCCCACUGUAUCCGGACUCUCAUUUGUACAUUCAGUACACUAUACAGCACCUCGGUUUACGAAGUGUACCUAGAACUAAUCGCGCACCUCCAAAGGACGGGAAUCUCCCGUGUCUCAGCGAUUAUCUCCCGUCACCCACCUUUCCCUUCAACGUUCGACAUGUGGCGCCUUUGAUUCGCCCUGUACACUGGAACCACUCGCCCACCAGCAAACAGUUCAUUCCCCCUCUUUGUUUCUCACGAUUUCUCAUGUCAUAGCCUUUUGCAUAACCUGACAGUGACAACAAUAAUACUCUGAUCGUAAGACCAGUGUCGUCAUUCCGGACCCUUUUAUCCGACGGUUUCCGAGAUAAGCCAAUCGCAGUUCGCUACCAUUAAUUUUGGUCCAUUGUCGCCCAAUAUCGGCUCAACACGACAACAUAUACGGUGUUUUGCCAGCGGGCAACCCGCCUUCUGAUCU
Molecule: messenger RNA, 955 nt
Organism: Neurospora hispaniola
Lineage: Eukaryota; Fungi; Ascomycota; Sordariomycetes; Sordariales; Sordariaceae
Exons: 1
Coding region: 133-753 (206 amino acids)
Source: RefSeq, a predicted model, not a curated record